CUCAUCUAUCCUUUACGGCAAGGGUACCUACGGUACCUGAAAACAACAAUGGCGUGGAAAACACUUCCCAUUUACCUGUUGUUGCUGCUGUCUGUUUUCGUGAUUCAGCAAGUUUCAUCUCAAGAUUUAUCAAGCUGUGCAGGGAGAUGUGGGGAAGGGUAUUCUAGAGAUGCCACCUGCAACUGUGAUUAUAACUGUCAACACUACAUGGAGUGCUGCCCUGAUUUCAAGAGAGUCUGCACUGUGGAGCUUUCCUGUAAAGGCCGCUGCUUUGAGUCCUUCGAGAGAGGGAGGGAGUGUGACUGCGACGCCCAAUGUAAGAAGUAUGACAAGUGCUGUCCUGAUUAUGAGAGUUUCUGUGCAGAAGUGCAUAAUCCCACAUCACCACCAUCUUCAAAGAAAGCACCUCCACCUUCAGGAGCAUCUCAAACCAUCAAAUCAACAACCAAACGUUCACCCAAACCACCAAACAAGAAGAAGACUAAGAAAGUUGUAGAAUCAGAGGAAAUAACAGAAGAACAUUCUGUUUCUGAAAAUCAAGAGUCCUCCUCCUCCUCCUCCUCUUCCUCUUCUUCUUCAACAAUUCGGAAAAUCAAGUCUUCCAAAAAUUCAGCUGCUAAUAGAGAAUUACAGAAGAAACUCAAAGGAAAAGAUAACAAGAAGAACAGAACUAAAAAGAAACCUACUCCCAAAGCACCAGUUGUAGAUGAAGCUGGAAGUGGACUGGACAAUGGUGACUUCAAGGUCACCACAACUCCUGCCACGUCUACCACCCAACACAAUAAAGUCACCACAUCUCCCAAGAUCACAACAACAAAACCAAUAAAUCCCAGACCCAGUCUUCCACCUAAUUCUGAUACAUCUAAACAGACAUCUUUGACAGCAAAUAAAAAGACAACAGUUGAAACUAAAGAAACUACUACAACAAAUAAACAGACCUCAACUGAUGGAAAAGAGACUACUUCAGCUAAAGAGACACAAAGUGUAGAGAAAACAUCAGUUAAAGAUUUAGCACCUACAUCUAAAGUGCCAGCUAAAACUACACCCAAAGCUGAAACUACAACCAAAAGCCCUGCUCUUACCACCCCCAAGGAGCCUACACCCACCACUCCCAAGGAGCCUGCAUCUACCACUCCCAAAGAGCCUGCACCCACCACCACCAAGUCUGCACCCACCACUCCCAAGGAGCCUUCACCCACCACCACGAAGAAGCCUGCACCCACCACUCCCAAGGAGCCUGGCCCAACCACCCCCAAGGAGCCAGCACCCACCACUCCCAAGGAGCCUGCACCCACCACCACCAAGAAGCCUGCACCCACUACUCCCAAGGAGCCUGGCCCAACCACCCCCAAGGAGCCUGCACCCACCACCACUAAGAAGCCUGCACCCACUACCCCCAAGGAGCCUUCACCCACCACCCCCAAGGAGCCUGGCCCAACCACCCCCAAGGAGCCAGCACCCACCACUCCCAAGGAGCCUGCACCCACCACCACCAAGAAGCCUGCACCCACUACUCCCAAGGAGCCUGGCCCAACCACCCCCAAGGAGCCUGCACCCACCACCACUAAGAAGCCUGCACCCACUACCCCCAAGGAGCCUUCACCCACCACCCCCAAGGAGCCUGUGCCCACCACCACUAAGAAGCCUGCACCCACCACCACCAAGAAGCCUGAACCCACCACUCCCAAGGAGCCUGCACUAACCACCCCCAAGGAGCUCACACCCACCACUACCAAGAAGCCUGCACCCACUACUCCCAAGGAGCUCACACCCACCACCCCUGAGGAGCUCACACCCACCACCCCUGAGGAGCCCGCACCCACCACCCCUGAGGAGCCCGCACCCACCACCCCUGAGGAGCCCGCACCCACCACCCCUGUGGAACCCGCUCCCACCACCCCUGAGGAACCCUCUCCCACCACUCCCAAGGCACCGGCUCCCACCACCCCUAAGGAGCCUGCUCCAAAAACUGCUCCAACUACCCCUAAGGGGACUGUUCCAACUAUCCCUAAGGGGACUGCUCCAACUACCCCUAAGGGGACUGCUCCAACUACCCCUAAGGAGACUGCUCCAACUACCCCUAAGGGGACUGCUCCAACUACCCUCAAGGAACCUGCACCCACUACUCCCAAGAAGCCUGCCCUCAAGGAGCUUGCACCCACCACCACCAAGGAGCCCACACCCACCACCUCUGACAAGCCUGCUCCAACUACCCCUAAGGAGCCUGCACCCACUACCCCCAAGAAGCCUGCUCCAACUACUCCUGAGACACCUCCUGCAACCACUUUAGAGGCCUCUACUCCAACUACCACCAUGGAGCCUCCCACUAGCCACAAAAGCCCUGAUGAAUCAACUCCUGAGCUUUCUGCAGAACCCACACCAAAGGUUCUUGAAAAUAGUCCCAAGAAACCUGCUGUACCUACAACUAAGACUCCUGCAGUGACUAAACCUGAAAUGACUACAAGAGCGAAAGACAAGACAACAGAAAGAGACAUACGUACUACAACUGAAACUACAACUGUUGCACCUAAGAUGACAAAAGAGACAGCAACUACAACAGAAAAAACUACCGAAUCCAAAAUAACAACUACAACCACACAAGUAACGUCGACCACAACUCAAGAUACCACACCAUUCAAAAUUACUACUCUUAAAACAACUACUCUUGCACCCAAAGUAACUACUACAACAAAAAAGACAAUUACUACAACUGAGAUCAUGAACAAACCUGAAGAAACAGCUAAACCAAAAGAUAGAGCUACUAAUUCUAAAGCGACAACUGCUAAACCUCAAAAGCCAACCAAAGCACCCAAAAAGCCCACUUCUACCAAAAAGCCAAAAACAACAUCUAGAGGGAGAAAACCAAAGACGACACCAACUCCCCCAAAGAUGACAUCAACAAUGCCAGAAUUGAACCCUACCUCAAGAGUAGCAGAAGCCAUGCUCCAAACCACCACCAGACCUAACCAAACUCCAAACUCCAAACUAGUUGAAGUAAAUCCAAAGAAUGAAGAUGCAGGUGGUGCUGAAGGAGAAACACCCCACAUGCUUCCCAGGCCCCAUGUGUUCACACCUAUAGUUAUUCCCGGCAUGGAUUACUCACUAAGAGUACCCAAUCAAGGCAUUAUCAUCAAUCCCAUGCUUUCCGAUGAGACCGAUAUAUGCAAUGGUAGGCCAGUAGAUGGACUGACUACUUUGCGCAAUGGGACAUUAGUUGCAUUCCGAGGUCAUUAUUUCUGGAUGCUAAGUCCAUUCAGUCCACCAUCUCCAGCUCGCAGAAUUACUGAAGUCUGGGGUAUUCCUUCCCCCAUUGAUACUGUUUUUACUAGGUGCAACUGUGAAGGAAAAACUUUCUUCUUUAAGGAUUCUCAGUACUGGCGUUUUACCAAUGAUAUAAAAGAUGCAGGGUAUCCCAAACCAAUUUUCAAAGGAUUUGGAGGACUAACUGGACAAAUAGUGGCAGCGCUUUCAAUAGCUAAAUACAAGAACCAGCCUGAAUCUGUGUAUUUUUUCAAGAGAGGUGGCAGUAUUCAGCAGUAUAUUUAUAAACAGGAACCUGUACAGAAGUGCCCUGGAAGAAGGCCUGCUCUAAAUUAUCCAGUGUAUGGAGAAACGACACAAGUUAGGAGACGUCGCUUUGAACGUGCUAUAGGACCUUCUCUAACACACACCAUCAGAAUUCACUAUUCACCCGUCAGACUGGCUUAUCAAGACAAAGGUUUCCUUCAUAAUGAAGUUAAAGUGAGUACACUGUGGAGAGGACUUCCAAAUGUGGUUACCUCAGCUAUAUCACUGCCCAACAUCAGAAAACCUGAUGGCUAUGAUUACUAUGCCUUUUCUAAAGAUCAAUACUAUAACAUUGAUGUGCCUAGUAGAACAGCAAGAGCAAUUACUACUCGUUCUGGGCAGACCUUAUCCAAAGUCUGGUACAACUGUCCUUAGACUGAUGAGCAAAGGAGGAGUCAACUAAUGAAGAAAAUAAGAAUACAUUUUGACACUGAAAAACAUUUUAUUAAUAAAGAAUAUUGACAUAAGUA
This is a messenger RNA of Rhinopithecus roxellana (golden snub-nosed monkey), 4037 nucleotides long. It is a transcript of the gene PRG4, whose product is annotated as proteoglycan 4. The transcript is spliced from 13 exons. Gene Ontology annotation, biological process: immune response. Bases 49 to 3942 code for a protein of 1297 amino acids. Lineage: Eukaryota; Metazoa; Chordata; Mammalia; Primates; Cercopithecidae. Gene Ontology annotation, molecular function: polysaccharide binding; scavenger receptor activity. The record is from RefSeq and is a predicted model, not a curated record.